This is a messenger RNA of Morchella importuna, 378 nucleotides long. RefSeq lists its product as uncharacterized. The transcript has a single exon. NCBI's taxonomy places the organism in Eukaryota, Fungi, Ascomycota, Pezizomycetes, Pezizales, Morchellaceae. The record is from RefSeq and is a predicted model, not a curated record. The coding region runs from base 1 to 378 and encodes 125 amino acids.
AUGACUGCUACUACUACCACACGAACUCGUCGAGGCAGAGCCUCAUCUCUCGAAUCACUAUCUACUACCAAAUCAUACGAUUCGUCUCUUACCGUCACCGUAAACACCUCCACACGAUCCUCUGCUCACGAGCAUAUGGGGCUUCAUUCCUCAUCGGCGCCUCUACAGCAGAAGAAGGCACGAUUCGCCGAGAAUCCGUGUACGGGAACCUACUAUACACACAACGAGAAGUCGGUACGAAAGCAGAAGAAGAAUGUUUCCAAGAAGUUUCUAAAAGGGGCUAAGAAUGCGCUGGGAUUUUGCUGCUGGCUGCUUUGUGCAUCUUGUGUGCUGUCUGGGCCGGAAUAUGAGAAGUGGAACAGUGAGAAGUUGGAUUGA